Molecule: messenger RNA, 342 nt
Organism: Colletotrichum truncatum
Lineage: Eukaryota; Fungi; Ascomycota; Sordariomycetes; Glomerellales; Glomerellaceae
Source: RefSeq, a predicted model, not a curated record
AUGUCUUCUCGCGCUUCUGCCAAAUCACCCACUCCAGGAUCCUCAUCCUCUUCGCGCAACCAGCCUCAGAGCCUCGCGCAGGAGCCCGCCAACACUGAGGACUUCGACAUGCCGGACCUCAAGUACGACUCCGAUGGAGAUAGCUCUUUCACCAAGGAAAGCUACGAUAAGCUCCGACGCAUAAUCCAGAAACAAGAAGCCGAGACAAAAGACAUGCAGAAAAUCGUCAACGAAAACCGACAAGCAAUAGAAAACCUCAACAAGCAACUCCAGCACGCUGGACAGGCUUAUAAGAAGCUGGAAGAAGACAUCAAGGGGGACGCCAACCUCCGGAAGAUCUAG